AUGCCAAACCACUACACCUCGAAUCGUAAUGUCGCUGCAACAGUAUCUCGUGACCCUUUUUUCGAGGCCGAUAGGGCAGCCAGAGCCCUAUGUCACAGCCACAAGUCCACCGAAGGCUACAAGAUGGGUCACAAAUGCGUCGCUACUCGUAAUGAACUAGGACCUGCAACGGGUUCUCCGUUUGGAAGGAAUGUGGUGCCGGAGUACUCAGUUGAUGGCUGGUUCCGAUUUGUUGUGGCAGGAGACUCUCCCCUAUUCAUUAGUAUGUACGUCAGUAUAAACGUCGGUAUGUACAUCAGUAUGUACCUAAGGGGAACAACCGCUGCUACGCGUCUGGGUACCCAUCUCAAAACCAGAGAUCGGCGGCUAGACAGCUUGAGUGGUAUGGACAAUAUAAAGAAACGCCAGGACACGCCGUGCAUAUGA
Messenger RNA from Sphaeroforma arctica JP610, 426 nucleotides. RefSeq lists its product as hypothetical. The record is from RefSeq and is a predicted model, not a curated record. NCBI's taxonomy places the organism in Eukaryota, Ichthyosporea, Ichthyophonida. The transcript has 2 exons. Bases 1 to 426 code for a protein of 141 amino acids.